AUGAAAGUUGAGCCGGGUACUGGGACUGAGCCGACUUCGCCACAGCAACGGCAAGGCUCUCCCGUACCACCAUCUCACCUUGACUCGCCUGUUGAACCUGAUGAAACAUGCGAACGAGAUAAAAAGAUAGUAGCGACACACGGCCUCUCGUUCUUGAAGCAAUUCGUUCAGCUUGUUCAGGACAAAACUAUUAGCUUUCCCGCAUGUCGCCCGUUUCAUGAGGAAGCAGAAGCAAUAUUAAAGCUCGAUGACAUCCCAAGAGUCUUGGUUGGCGUUCUAGGCUAUACCGGCAGUGGUAAAUCGUCAUUGAUCAACGCUCUGGUUGAUGAAGAGAUGCUUCUCCCAUGCAACGCCAUGAGGGCCUCAACCAGUGCGGUGGUUGAGCUGUCCUGGAACAAGUCCAGCAUCCCAUCUCAAGCUUACACGGCAGAGGUGGAGUUUAUAUCGGAGAAAGAAUGGCUUGACGAGCUCGAACUGCUCAGACUUGAUAUCAAAGAUCGACCAGAGGGCGAACAAUUAACUUCGAAGUCAAGUAGCGAAGCGAGUGCAUCAUAUAGCAAACUCUCCGCGGUUUAUCCUGGAAUAGACAUCGCGAAAUUGAUUGAUAUGCCGCCAAAGAAAUUACUCAAAAUAACAGACCUGUCAAAGAUUCUAGGGCAGACGAAGAUCAUCUAUGGAACGAAAGCCAACGCCUUCCACAAAGAGAUCAAGGCCUAUAUAGACAGCAGCAACCAUGGAGGAAGGUCUGGUCAGAUUGCCUAUUGGCCCCUGAUUCGACUUAUAAAGAUCUACACCAAGGUACCCAUUUUGCAGAGUGGCCUAGUUCUCGUUGACCUACCAGGUGUGGGAGAUUCAAACGCUGGAAGGAGGCAGGUGGCCGAGAGAUAUAUGAAAUCCCUGGACCAUGUAUGGAUCGUCGCGGACAUUGUUCGCGCUGUGGAUGAUCAAAUCGCUAAAGACCUGAUGGGCAGGACUUUCCGAACGCGUUUGUUGAUGGACGGAAAGUAUAACGCCGUAACGUUCAUUAUGACAAAGACCGACAAUAUCAAUCCUGAUGAAGUCAUCAGUAGUCUCAACCUGGGGGAGUCAGGUAUGAAAUCUCUGCUUGAAGAGGAGACACAGCUCAAGGAAGCACUCGAGGAAGCCAAGGAAGGCCUACAAAAGUGUAAAAAUGCACAAAAAGAGUUCAGAAAGGAGCUGAAGAGUCUCUCCGCUGUAGUUAAGGGCACAAAAUCCGCUACUGGGAGAAAACGGAAGCACUCUGAAACAGAAAGCGCCGAGCCAGAGGUGACAAACCCGGGAAACUCUUCGGGGGAUCAGUCAGAGCAGCUUCGGAUGUUGCAAGAGUCAAUGACCGAUUCAAAGAAGCAAGCACAGAAGCUAGAAACACUGAUUCGUCAAAAGAAUAAGAUGCUGAACAAGCAAAUAGUUUUAAUAAAGUCCGGCUGCAUUACCGAACGAAACAUCUAUACGCAAACUCGCCUGAAAGAAGAUUUCGAACGCGGCUUCCGAGAACUGGACCAAGAAUUGAAAGAAGCAGAAGACAACGAUCGCCCUGAGGUUGAACGUCAAGAUCUUCUGAGAGACUUGGAGACGUUUUGCAUCAGCUCUAAAGCGUUUCAGAAAUUGAAAGGCCGGUUUCCACGAGAUGCUGACAUCGUUGGCUUCGACACAGUACAGGCAACCAAUAUACCUCGGCUUCACGAUUUCGCUGUCAAUUUAACCUCGGGCGAGCGGUCGAAGAUCGUUGAUGCAAUUUUUAUUCGGUGGAAUUCCCUCAAGCACCGAUUAAAUUCGUGGGUCAAGGAGAGAGAUUUAAACGUCGACAUUGACUUGUCUUCUUCCCAGGUCAAGGCACUCAGAGAAGCUCUAGAGAAGUCGUUUUCGAUGCUGCAAACCUCAACCGAAAAAGACAUCACCAAGUCCGUUAAAAACAUACGCACGAAAUUAACUAAACAGGUCACAAAGAAGAUCCCCCCAAUAAAUCUCGAUAACUGGGAAAAGGAAACGAUAUAUUCAGAAGAAUAUAGCGCCUCCAAUAUACACUUUCAGACAUGGCGAGCUAUCUGUUUCGAGUGGAAUGCGGGCAUCGCGGAUGGAUUGCUCAGAUCAGUAUCCCGGCCUUGGAAAAAAGUGUUCCAAGACAGAAUUUUCCAAGUGCACAAGGACCAUUCAUCCAAGGUUGUCAACCUUCUCCAAGAGUUCUUAGCUUGUAUGGAGCAAGCUCUAAUGGGAAUUUGCGAAACUCCAUAUGCACCUGGAAAUCGGGUGCUCGAGCAAAUCCGACUCCGCCAGCCUAUUUUUGAACAGAGUGUAGCCGAGGCAUACGCGAGGUUCAAGGAAGACGGCCAGUCUUGCCAUCGAGGCCUAGAACCCCUGAUAAAGGAGAAAAUACGACCAGCUUACGAAACGUGCUGCGAACAACGCGGUAAGGGUAGCCUUUUGAAGAUGAAGGAAGAGUUCACCAAGUUUUUCGAAGACAAUGCCGACGAGAUAUAUAGCAUGUCUAUCCAAUUUCUGAAAAAACGGUUCAACAUUAUGACGGAGACGAAUAAAAAGCUGCUAAAGUCGGCCUCCAGCGAACUGCGAGAAGUUAUCCGCCGCGAGUUCGAAGAGAUGAUCUCGAACGCCACCCCUAAGCCUGGCACCAUCAAGCCCGAUGAGGAAAAGUUAGCCCUUCAGGAGUCGAUCUUGCAGAAGUUGAACCAAUUGGAGGAGACUUUGCAGAAGGAAUUGGAAAAUCCGGAAUCGGAGCUCAAGGCAGCGGAUCCGUUUGCAAGAUGUGUUUCGGAUGUCCACAAAAGCGACGAAAGCGACGAAGAUGAAGAUGAUUCUGAUUUAAGUUCUGAGGCAGACUGCAAGACCAACUCGGAUGUGAGCUCGGAUGCGGAGAACUCAAAUGAGAAGAACUCGGAUGAGGAGAACUCGGAUGAGGAGAACUCGGAUGAGGAGAACUCGGACAAGGAGAACUCGGAAGUAGUUAGUGACGAGGGCUUUUGA
Molecule: messenger RNA, 3000 nt
Organism: Venustampulla echinocandica
Lineage: Eukaryota; Fungi; Ascomycota; Leotiomycetes; Helotiales; Pleuroascaceae
Exons: 8
Coding region: 1-3000 (999 amino acids)
Source: RefSeq, a predicted model, not a curated record